CCUCUUUCCUUCUGCCCCACAGCGCACGUCGCCAUGGGUAAAAGCCGGACGAAGCGCUUCAAGCGACCUCAGUUCUCCCCUACGGGCGAAUGUCAGGUCGAGGCUGCUGCGGCGGAGAAUGGAACUGGAGGCGAGGAGGACGACGGGCCGGCGGCGGAGCUGCUUGAAAAGCUCCAGCACCCGAGCGCCGAGGUCCGCGAGUGCGCCUGCGCGGGGCUGGCCCGGCUGGUGCAACAGAGGCCGGUGCUCCCGGACCUGGCGCGCCGCGACGCCGUGCGCCGGCUCGGGCCGCUGCUGCUCGACCCCAGCCUGGCCGUCAGGGAGACCGCAGCCGGCGCCCUGAGAAAUCUCAGUGCUUGUGGAGGCUUUGAAGUUUGUGAUGACAUGGUGGCUAAGGACAUCAUGACCCCGCUGGUCGCACUGCUGAAAGAGUGUGGUGCUGGACUGGAUUCAAGUGGGAUGUCUCCACAGGGCAAAAAAGAUCAGAACAGAAGUUGUAUUGAGAACAUAGCCAACGAGGCUGUGAACGUGCUAUGGAAUAUAUGUGAAUGCAGUAGUAGAGCAGUGUCUAUAUUCAACAAAGAAGGGUGUUUGGAGAUGGUAUUAAAGUAUUUAAGUAGGUUUUCCACCAAUGUUGACCUGGCUAUUUCAGUAGCACAGUGUUUGCAGACAGUGACUGAAGAGAACCCAGAGCUGCUGGCGUCUUUCAGUCCCGCAGCCCUGGGUGUGCUGGAGUCGGCCAUGCUCUCUCCUGUCAGCUCCAUGGAGCACCUUCUGUUGAAAACAUUGGUGGCAGGCACAAUUUGGAAUCUAAAGGAUGUUAUUCCAUGUAAGAGUCAGGCCGAAAUCAUAAAUGCCAUACUAAAGAUCUUCUCUGAAGUUUUGGAAGUGGAUUCUGGUCAAACGGUUAUUCAAAUGAAGGAGGCUGAAACUCAAAGGUUAAAAACUCUCACAGAGACUGAGGAAAUAAUAGAGAAUGGUAAUGAUGAUGGUUUGAUUGAAGAUGAUGAGAUGGAAGAAAUUCCUCAUAAAAGAAAAGUCAGAAGGAAAACUUUCGUUUCGGAUUUACUUCCACCCACUGACAAGGAACUGAGAGAGACGGUAGCCCUGCUGGCGGCUCAGCAGACCGCGCUGGAAGUCAUCGUGAACAUGUGCUGCAGCGAAGAUCCCUCCGAUGACGAGUGGGAAGAGCUUUCUAGCAGCGAUGAGAGCGAUACGUUCAUGGAGAAUUCCCUCAGUGAGUGUGAUGGGCAGCUGCUCUCUCCCCUCUGCCUCUCCCACGAGAUCCACACGGCUCUCACCAGCUACCUCAUCCCAAAGAAGGUACUUUGUUCUCAUUCUACUCUGUGGGUAACUCCGAGAUGAACAGCGUCCUCUCCCUUCCCUUCCAGGAUGCACACGGUGCAGUGUCGAGCCCUCGUCUGUCUCCAGACUCUUGUGUCCCUCCUGGACAUGGACCACCUCGGGGGAGCCCCAGCCCUUCAGACGCUUGCACAGCACCUGUCACAACUUCUUUUUUCCCAACCAGAUUUUGCUAAGCAUGCUGACUUUCUAGAAGCCAUAAGUAGUGCCUUGCGGGCUCUUCUGCAAACAAUGGCUUCCAAGAACAUUUCUCAGUGCCUGACUCCUGAUCAGCUGAUGACACUGUGCAAAGCAGGCGUUCACAGUAGUAAUGUCGGAGUUCGCGUGAACGUCGUUAGCAUUUUAGGGAUCACUGGCAGCGUCUUAGCCAAAGAAGAUGGUACACUUGAAACUCUGAAGGACAUCGGAUGCUUUCUGCUGGAGGUCGCCACCAAAGAUCCUUCCCUUAUAGUAGCAGGAGAAGCUUUGGAUGCCCUUUUUGAUGUUUUUGCAGAUGGUAAAGAAGCUGAAAGAGCUUCAGUUCAAAUUAAAUUAUUAUCUACUCUGAAAGAAUUCCAGCCAGUCUUCAAAAUGAAGAUACGUAAAGAAGGGCGAGGUAAAUACAGUACAGAUCAGCUGUGUGUUCUUGACAAUGUGAAGAUGAAUUUGAGGAGGUUUGUUGCUUAUCAAGAAACUGUGGAGAAAAGGCUGACUUCUUGAACCAGCGAAAGAGAAAUCAGUUCUUCCCUGACACGUUUGAUGCUGAGAGUAUGGACGGGCUUCCUUCGGCUGUAGACGUGUCUGAAAGUUAUUUUUAACUGCUUCUGUUCUGCACCUUAGUUGAAGUUCCAAACUCUUCUAAGCCUUGGAAACUGUGCCGCAUCUGCAGAGCUCCCAGUUACGUGCCCAGCGUGUUUUAAUUCCUAGACGCAUAAAGAGAGGGAGGGGGAAAGCAGCGGAGUCUCGGGGUUCCCAGCUUGAUUCACGAGCGUCCAAAGAAACUUCAAAAAAUCACGUUUUCCUGGAAUUUUGCAAAAAAAAAAAAAAAUAAUAAUAAUCCACAGCAUUACUUGCUUGUUCUUUUAAGGAAGUGGUGUUUUAUACCAGCUGAAUCUUUAACUGAAAUAUGAAGACAAGCUUUAUAAAAUAAUUUUUGGUAUGAAUUAUACCAAUUAUGUUUAUCUUUUGUAAAGAAGUCAAUGAGUUGAGUUUAUAUUUCACUACUUAAUAGAUUUAUACUGAUGAACCAAGAAGGUAACUGCCAUCGUCCAUGCAGGGUAUUGUAAUAUCACUCCUUGAUUUAAUCUGGUACGGAGUCAGAAUUAGGAGAAAAUAUUUUU
Messenger RNA from Otolemur garnettii (small-eared galago), 2681 nucleotides. RefSeq names its product HEAT repeat containing 3 (gene HEATR3). Gene Ontology annotation, biological process: protein import into nucleus; ribosomal large subunit biogenesis. The record is from RefSeq and is a predicted model, not a curated record. The transcript is spliced from 14 exons. Lineage: Eukaryota; Metazoa; Chordata; Mammalia; Primates; Galagidae.